AGAAGCGAAGCAGCCAUGGAAACCACGAAGCCCUCGCCGGCCACUAGGCUUGGCUCCCUCACCAGGACGGUCACCAAGAUCUUCCGCCACCGCCGGACUGCCACCUUCUCCGGUGUGUUCGAUGAAGAAAGCUAUAACCAGAAGCUGAAGUCCAAUCUAUCGGGGUUCAUAGAUUCCCGUAUUUCCACCGAUUGUAAUCCUAAGGAGAAGCCUAAGCUGGAUGAAUCAGCCAGCAGUAGCAGCAGCGGCAACAACAGAAAUGAGUUAGAGCUCCAGGUCGCGGAAUCGCCCUACGAUCCAGACACCAUUCAGGCUUCAGACCAGGCUGUUGUAUCGGAGCUCAAGCAUCUGUCUAUGCUAAAGCAAUCUUAUCUCAAAAGCCCUAAACAAUUAGAAACCCUGUCAUCGCCGGCGGACUCCCAAAUUCUGGUGCCGCAGCUACAGGAGCAGCGAAACCUACUCAAAACCUACGAAAUCACCAUCAGAAAGCUGGAGUCCAGUCUCUAUAGCAGAGACGUCGAGAUCAAACUACUCCAAACCCGGCUCCAGGAUUCAACGCGCUUCAAUCGCUCCCUUGAAUCCAAGCUCCGUCCCGGCCGUACUCUCUCUAUCGACAACCUUCACCAGUCCUUGCCUGAUCCUAAGCACUUCUUUGCCGUGCUAUGCUCGGCCGUGAAAUCAAUCAGGAAUUUCGUCGAGCAAAUGAUGCGCGAGAUGGAUUCGGCUGGUUGGGAUUUGGACACGGCCGCAGGAGUAAUUCAACCUGUUGUCAGAGGUAAGUCUGCUCACUGGGCUCACGCUUUCCAAUCUUUCGUCUCCCGGUGCAUCUUCUCCGACUUUCGGCACCCUGAUUUUGGCGUCUCGUUCGAUGGCCGGCGGUCAUCACUGGAUCGCCGGAGAUUCUUCCAGGAGUUCCUCGAACUGAGUUCAGGAAAGCUGGUUGAAGCCGGAGGAGGAACGGAGCUUGAAAAGCUCAUCAGAACGAAGUAUCUCUUCUUGGUGCACCCGAGGAUGGAGGUUUCCUUCUUCGGAAACCUUGAUCAGAGGGCAGCCAUAAGCACCGGCGGAGCUUUUCCGGACACGGAGUUCUUCGCAUUGUUCGCUGAAAUGGCGAAGAGGGUUUGGCUUCUUCACUGCCUCUUCUUCUCGUACGGGCCGGAGGUGGAUGCCACCAUUUUUCAGGUGAAGAGAGGCUGCAGAUUCUCGGAGGUUUACAUGGAGAGCGUCACCGCCUCUCCGGCGAAUUUUCCGACGGCUUCCCCGGCAGGCUGCACCGUUGCGUUUACGGUGGUGCCGGGUUUCAGGGUGGGGAAAACUUCGAUCCAAUGCGAGGUGUACGUAUCGGAGGAAGGGAAGCGAAAUGGAGGGUCCAGAUGAUUUCUCGACCAAAUUAGUAAUAUUUUUUUAGUUUCUUAGAAUUAAAAUUAAUUAGGUAGAUGAUGUAUAUGUACAAUCUGCCAUCACCUAACGUAGUUGUGUAAUCAUAUUUAUUAUUUA
Molecule: messenger RNA, 1497 nt
Organism: Phalaenopsis equestris
Lineage: Eukaryota; Viridiplantae; Streptophyta; Magnoliopsida; Asparagales; Orchidaceae
Biological process (GO): negative gravitropism; response to red or far red light
Source: RefSeq, a predicted model, not a curated record